Molecule: messenger RNA, 1605 nt
Organism: Pollicipes pollicipes
Lineage: Eukaryota; Metazoa; Arthropoda; Thecostraca; Pollicipedomorpha; Pollicipedidae
Product: GPI ethanolamine phosphate transferase 2
Exons: 11
Coding region: 40-1602 (520 amino acids)
Biological process (GO): GPI anchor biosynthetic process
Cellular component (GO): endoplasmic reticulum membrane
Source: RefSeq, a predicted model, not a curated record
UUCCGGUCAGAUUUGUUUUACUUGUGAUGCAAGGAUAGGAUGAAUUCCCUGUAUGGAUCCCCCUUAUUAUCGGCAUGGUCGUUUUUAGUUGGCUGUGUAGUUUUUAUGACAGGAUUUUUUCCUACACCAAGAACCAUUGGACAUGUCAAGCCGGUUUGGAACCAAAGCACAGACUCUUCUGGGUCCUCACACAGGAUGGCCUGGAUGGUAAUUGAUGCACUGAGGUCAGAUUUCACUGUGAACAGAGAGUCAGUGCCAUUUCUAGCCAAGAUGGAGGCAAUGGGGCAUUUGAGAACAUAUGUGGCACUGGCACAACCACCAACUGUGACUCUUCCCAGAGUGAAGGCGCUGACCACCGGCACUGUGCCCGAGUUUUUGGACGUUCUGCGGAACUACGACGGCGGUGCGCUGGCGCAGGACAGCCUAGUGCACAGUCUGCGUCGUGCUGGUCGUCGCGUCGUCUUCUACGGCGACGAUACGUGGACGCGGCUCUUCCCGGACGCGUUCCUGCGCCACGAGGGCACUCACUCGUUCUUCGUCAACGACUACACGGAGGUGGACAACAACGUGACCCGCCACCUAAGCUCUGAGCUGGCGAGGGGCGACUGGGACCUGCUCAUCCUGCACUACCUCGGCCUGGACCAUAUCGGACACCUGGCCGGUCCGGCCAGUCCGCUGAUUGGUGCCAAGCUGGCCGAGAUGAGUGACGUCAUGGAGCAGCUGUAUCACGGACUGACAGCCCGCACGACGGGCCCCCCGCCGGUGCUGGUGGUGUGCGGCGACCACGGCAUGAGCGAGGCCGGCAGCCACGGCGGCGCCUCGGCGCCGGAGACGCGCGUGGCGCUCCACUUCGUCAGUCCGAUGUACGCCGGCCGGCGGCAGGCAGACCCGGGCCGCGAGGUGCACCAGGUGGACGUGGCGCCCACGUUGGCCGCGCUGCUCGGCCGGAUGCAGUCCAAACUGCUGUCGGUCACCGCCCGGCACGAUGCUGUCUCCAUGGCGCUGGGCAUCCUGCUGCAGCUGACGCGCCUGUCGCCGCUGAGCUGGCUGCUGUGCGGCGGCUGCGUCCUGCACCUGGUCACCCUCGGCUCCAGCAGCUUCAUCGAGGAGGAGCACCAGACCUGGUACUUCCUCAGCAGCACUGCCUGGCUCCUGCUGCUGGCCGCCGAGCUGCCCCCGCUCGCCGCCGCUCUGCUCCUGCACUACAUCGGCAUGGCCGGCUUCUUCUACAUGGGCAACUCCAACAGUCUGGCCAGCGUGGACAUAGCGGCGGGCUACGUGGGCGUGGCCAGCCACCGGCCGACAGUGGCUGUGCUGCUUACCGCCUGUCACACGUACGCCGCUCCCGUCCUGGCCACGCUCACCGCCCUCCAGCUCGCCCACCGGCACAGAUGUUUCCCGGACGUGCUGCACGUGCUGGUGACGCUCCGCGGCGCUGUCCUCCUAGUCUACUGCUGCCUGUCGGCCGCCUUCGUGCACCACAUCUUCGUGUGGACCGUGUUCUCGCCCAAGCUGUUGUACGAGGCAAUGUGGACGGCGGUGAUGACCGCGGUGGCUUGUGUCGCAUCUGGCGCCGUCUGGUGGACGCGACGGAAGCUGUGAUCC